UAGUCACAGCCCACUUGCGGCACCUCAGUGGAGGCCUCCACCUUCCUCGCGGUGCUGUAGGGUCUUGCGCUAGCUUCCGGACCUUGAGAGGGUCCAAAGCAGUGAAACAUCAGGGAACAGGGCUGCGAAUACCCUUGGGACCUUUGUCCAAGAAACAGGCUCUUCCCUCUCAGGAGUCUUAUGGCCUCUAGCCUGCUUUUAAACCGUUCUUUUUACCCCUGUUAUCCCCUCCUCCCGACUCUCUUAACUCAGUACCUCUCUGGCCUUAAUGAGAGGAAAUAACGCAAGAUGAGGUACGCAAACGAGUGUGGGAUAACCAGAUGAGAAAACUGUGGUCAGAAAGGUAAACUGAGAAGCCUGUUUUGGAAGAGAAGUGCAAGUAUGUGAUAUCCAGAUGUGGAAACCCAAGAAGAUCAAGAGACAUAAACUAUUUGUAUACUUGUGAAUAGACUUCAGUAUUCUAGUUUUCUAACCUAGCAUCAUUAACACGCUUUGAUGGAACUGUUCGGAGCUCACAGCUAGCUAGGAGACUCAGACUCAGACCCAGCUACCAACAUUAUAAGGCUGGAACAUCAGCUGUAAGUCACGUGUGAGCCAUAGGAAGGAAGGAUUCAUUUUUCUGAGGACCACAAGGAAAGUUUCAUCCAGUGAAUUAUAGAGAGUGGACAACAUUCUGUUCUUCUCACUUAUUACACUGCAACUCACCAUUACUAAAUUCAACAGGCAGAUGUGAUGAAAAGAAAAAGGCCUGGGGAUCCAGACAAACAUGGCUUCACAUCCUGGAUCCACAACUAUUAGAGAGCCCGGAGCUUCAUCGCACCAUGUGUGGCAUUUGGGCGCUCUUUGGCAGCGAUGACUGCCUUUCUGUUCAGUGUCUGAGUGCUAUGAAGAUUGCACACAGGGGUCCGGAUGCAUUCCGUUUUGAAAAUGUUAAUGGAUACACCAAUUGCUGCUUUGGAUUUCACCGGUUGGCGGUCGUUGACCAGCUGUUUGGAAUGCAGCCAAUUCGAGUGAAGAAAUAUCCGUACUUGUGGCUCUGUUACAACGGUGAAAUCUACAACCACAAGAAGCUGCAACACCAUUUUGAAUUUGAAUACCAGACCAAAGUGGAUGGUGAAAUAAUCCUUCAUCUUUAUGACAAAGGAGGAAUUGAACAAACAGUUUGUAUGUUGGAUGGGGUAUUUGCAUUUAUUUUACUGGAUACUGCCAAUAAGAAAGUGUUCUUGGGCAGAGAUACCUAUGGAGUGAGACCUUUGUUUAAAGCCAUGACAGAAGAUGGAUUUUUGGCUGUGUGUUCAGAAGCUAAAGGACUGGUUAACUUGAAGCACUCCAUGACUCCGUUUUUAAAAGUGGAGCCUUUUUUCCCAGGACAUUAUGAAGUUUUGGACUUAAAGCCAAAUGGCAAAGUAGCAUCGGUGGAAAUGGUGAAAUACCAUCACUGUAGAGAUGAGCCCCUGCAUGCCCUGUAUGACAGCGUGGAGAAACUCUUCCCAGGUUUUGAGAUAGAAACUGUGAAGAGCAACCUCCGGAUUCUUUUUGACAAUGCUGUUAAGAAACGUUUGAUGACGGACAGAAGGAUUGGCUGCCUUUUAUCAGGUGGCUUGGAUUCCAGUUUGGUUGCUGCCACUCUGUUGAAGCAGCUAAAAGAGGCCCAAGUACAGUACCCUCUCCAGACAUUUGCGAUUGGCAUGGAAGACAGUCCUGAUUUACUAGCUGCUAGAAAGGUGGCAAAUCAUAUUGGGAGCGAACACCAUGAAGUCCUCUUUAACUCUGAGGAAGGCAUUCAGGUCCUGGAUGAAGUCAUAUUUUCCUUGGAAACUUAUGAUAUUACAACGGUCCGUGCUUCAGUAGGUAUGUACUUAGUUUCUAAGUACAUUCGAAAGAACACAGAUAGUGUGGUGAUCUUCUCUGGAGAAGGUUCAGAUGAACUUACGCAGGGUUAUAUAUAUUUUCACAAGGCGCCUUCCCCGGAGAAGGCCGAGGAGGAGAGUGAGCGGCUUCUGAGGGAACUCUACUUGUUUGAUGUUCUCCGAGCAGAUCGAACUACUGCAGCCCAUGGCCUUGAACUGAGAGUCCCUUUCCUGGACCAUCGCUUCUCAUCCUACUACUUGUCUCUGCCGCCAGAUAUGAGAGUUCCCAAGAAUGGGAUAGAGAAACAUCUCCUGAGAGAGACGUUUGAGGACUCCAACCUGAUACCUAAAGAGAUUCUCUGGCGACCAAAAGAAGCCUUCAGUGAUGGAAUAACUUCAGUUAAAAAUUCCUGGUUUCAGAUUUUACAAGACUAUAUUGAACAUCAGGUUGAUGAUGCAGCGAUGGCAAGCGCAGCCCAGAAAUUUCCCAUCAAUACCCCCAAAACAAAAGAAGGCUAUUACUACCGUCAGAUCUUUGAACACCACUACCCGGGCCGUGCCGACUGGCUGCCCCAUUACUGGAUGCCCAGGUGGACCAGCGCCACAGACCCUUCUGCCCGCACUCUGACCCAUUACAAGGCCUCUGCCAAAGCUUAGGCACUUGCUCAGGCUUGGAGUCAAAGUAAUAAUUUCUUCUCCUUGUGAAGGGUAGGAGUCUUGAGGGCAGGAAGUGCCAACUGCCCAGGCUUGCUUGGGUGUGAAAAAAUAAAAGUCUUAAAUCCGA
Molecule: messenger RNA, 2634 nt
Organism: Odocoileus virginianus texanus
Lineage: Eukaryota; Metazoa; Chordata; Mammalia; Artiodactyla; Cervidae
Source: RefSeq, a predicted model, not a curated record